Colletotrichum acutatum is the source of this 1654-nucleotide messenger RNA. RefSeq lists its product as uncharacterized. The coding region runs from base 412 to 1251 and encodes 279 amino acids. The record is from RefSeq and is a predicted model, not a curated record. The transcript has 4 exons. NCBI's taxonomy places the organism in Eukaryota, Fungi, Ascomycota, Sordariomycetes, Glomerellales, Glomerellaceae.
UUUCGCGGGUGGCGUUCUCGAUGUCUGUUUUGGUUGCCGCACGUAGGCUCUCGAUAGCCUAGUGGGGGUGUCCAAGCUCGGGCAGGUUCUGCAUUUUGGCAAGCAAGAGAGGGUAGCAAGGGGCAUGGCUCUCAUGGCUUGCAAGCUGAGGGAUUGGCCAUUUGCGAUGUCGAUAGACCUGACUGCUGUCUGGAGGUGUCUGCUAAGUUGGCUGAUGCGUCGGCCAUAACUGCUACUCGGGCCUUGGGGUCGCGGUGGGCUUUAGGACGGUCGGUCUUGCUAACGGUGGAAUGUUACUCCGCUGACUAAUCAGGCUACAUACAUUGUCAUGGUUAACGAGUUCAUCCCUUCCCACAGACGUAAGUUUCCAUCUUUCCAUACUCUUUCAUCCUCCUUGUCGCGAAACCUGGAAUGAUGUCUCAUCAAGACAGGCCAAGCUUUCAACACGUACGCAUCCAUCGGCAAUGCGGAGCGUGUGGGUUUCUGUUUGGGAUUGGAGACCAUCUGGUUGCACUGCGCGCUUCCUCAACGCGCAUUAUCGCCCUUGAUGCAGCAACAUUUGCCGCAACAGGAACGCCACAAACCCGUGAUGCUUAUCUCUUUUGUCGGCAUCCGCAUUGCAAAAUCUGCUCGGCGUCUGCAGAGACGGCCACCGUUCACAGGGAUUGUUUCAACCUCUACAGCUCGCGAACAGCACUCCCAGACAAACUAUACAGAUUACUGAAAUUUUCACUUGCGAGAUAUCCGUGGCCUCAAAGCACGCCCCUUCUCCUUUCCCCAGUCGUGAAUACCACGCAGGGCAUUGCUAAUUCCCAUCUGCGCAAACUUGCAAAACUCCCCCCCGAACUAACCACAAUGAUUUGGGGAUAUCUUGGGCAACACGCCCUACUGCGUCUGUGUUGCGUGCUUGAGACCAUCGACUUCGCACACCGCAAAGGCCUUGACACGCCCCUAUUGGGACCACUUCGCCAAGUUCAGUUCUGGCAACGCGGAAAACUUCCGAUUAUAGCCACAGCAGGCCCGUCCAAACCACUUCAGAUGACGAUUGAUUCAAGGGGCAUUAGGUGCAUAGAGAGAUCUGGGUGCUCUACCGCCCAGCUGCGGUCAACAUUCGAUUUAUACACCACUGUUGACGCUGAGAACGACUUGACUAUUAGCUUUCAGGCUUUCAAUUUCCGUCCCCAAAGCACGGUGAUCGACUUGCCACUGUUGAUCUGGACCACUGCUCAGGAAUCACGUUCUUCCUGUUGAAGAGGGACUUGCUGGCGAUUCAUGCUCAUACUCCCACAGCGCCAACCGCAGAUGCUACCUUCGCGCAAAUUGAGGCAACGGUUCAGCCGUUCUUAUCGUGGUUCUACGUGCCAAAUCCACCUCGAGAUAAGAUCUCAGUCUUUGGAGUUCGGAUCGGGACGAAACAAGGCGAACCUCAGUUGAACCAACGGACAUAUCUCAACCUCUCACAGAGGGGAUUUUUACAUUGGUCCACCACCAACUGGACCGGGACGAAAUUUUGCCGUCCACACCACGUCGCGAUCGACUCUUCUGUCUGUUGUGGCGCGAAAGAACUCUGUCGUCAUUCGUGGGGUGUUAACAGAAGGCGGACCCUGCUCAGUUGCCGUCCCUCCAGCCCCGGGAAACCCUCCAUUCUCAGACG